Molecule: messenger RNA, 7171 nt
Organism: Rhagoletis pomonella (apple maggot)
Lineage: Eukaryota; Metazoa; Arthropoda; Insecta; Diptera; Tephritidae
Exons: 5
Coding region: 83-6427 (2114 amino acids)
Biological process (GO): maturation of 5.8S rRNA from tricistronic rRNA transcript (SSU-rRNA, 5.8S rRNA, LSU-rRNA); maturation of LSU-rRNA from tricistronic rRNA transcript (SSU-rRNA, 5.8S rRNA, LSU-rRNA)
Cellular component (GO): nucleolus
Source: RefSeq, a predicted model, not a curated record
CGAUAGUGCCAUCGAUAGUUUUCCAGCUCUAGCACAUGUCUGACGGUGGUUACACGCGUUUUAACUACAAAUAAAAACUAAAAUGGCCAUUGAAGCAAAGAAUAAAAGGAAACGUAAGCAUCAAUCCACGCAGCAAGAAGGCGAGGAGGCCAUCGACGAUGGGGAAGUUGCAGUGCCAAAGAAAGUGGCCAAGAAGGCAAAGGACAAUAAAAUAAUUAAAAAGAAUAAGAAUAAUGCUUCCGCUGCCGAGGAACAACAGUUACAAGUAGCAGAGGAAGUAGAAAAUUAUGCCAGUUACGACGUUGAAGAGCAAAGAGAUGAAGAAGAAGCGGAUGCUUUGGGAAGUGCCCAGCAGACGGAUACAAUACAGGAACACGACUCUGGCUUUGAAGAGAAAGAGCUAAAUUUUCCGAAAGAUUUUAAAAUGCUACUUUUUCGCACUAAGCUACGCAGCAAUAACUUCAUAACAGAACUGCGUCACUUUUUACAUAUCGUGCAAUCGCGCCCCAAAUUGGUUGCGAAAUAUAUUGAGAAACGCGGGAAACCACUUGAAUUAGCCGAAGCGUUAGAACGCGUAGAUAAAACCAAUUUACUACACAUCGGCUACCUCUGCCAGGCGCUGCAGCUUGUGUUGAUGGAGAUCGUUUCUAACCAAAAAGAUCAUAUGGAAUCGGCUGUGUACGCCUCACGCUAUUUUCUCAAGUCUCAUGGCACGGUAUUAGACCUAUUACUUAAGUCGACGCAGCUACAGCAUCGCCGCACAGCGCUCAAACUACUGACUGCCAUUGUUUGUGUAGACCCUAAAUUGGGCCGUCAGUUGCUCGCCUCAUAUGACGUCCUCUCCAAUGUAAAGACCAUUGAGAAGUUGCUUUCACAUUCUCAUUUGGAGCUCCGUGAACCGGAGACAGUACGCAAAUGCUUCAUACACUUUGUGCUCGCCUAUUUGGUAGACGGCAAUACGCUGCUAAUACGCAAUAUACUCGAUCGUGGCGCCUUAAUACGCGCAUUGGUUUCGGGCUUGCAAUAUGAUGAUCAUGUUACCGUCUGUGUGGUGGUAAGCACACUGCGCAAAUAUGUGCUCGAGUGUGCAGAGAUAUCGAAAACAAAGAAGAUACAUGUUUUCGAUGCUGAAUGUUGUAGAAAUUUCGCGCACCUCUAUGAUUGGCAGGGACCAAAAGUUUAUGCAGCGAAGUGCUCGGGCAAGCAAGGCGCCCAGACACGUCUUAAACUGGAGCAAAACAAUGAUUUAGUGAAUACAGAGGAGAGAGAUGCGGUCGCUAAGGUAGUGCAUGAAUUUAUGCUGUUGCUCUUGACAUCGAGGAAGCAUGGUAUUUGCUUCGAUGCAGUUACUCACUACAGGCAGAAACACAAUGCCAUACAGGGCAAACUUAUAAGUCAGCUGUACAAGCCGUGGUGCGAUGAACGUAAAACCGAACUAGUAAUACGUAUACUCACUGCCUGCGCCGAUCUUGGGCGUCAUACCGUACGACACUUCGCAGGUAUUAUAAACCCUAUGCGCACCCCUUCGCGUGAUUGGAUCGGCGCCUGCACUUUUCUAACUAAAAUUAUAGCCACCUUGGAACCACAACUGCUACGCACUGCGCUGGACAAAAUUACACUCACCGAUUGCACUUACUUUAUUAAGGAUGUUUGCUUGCCUAUCGAGACGUUGGCACUCGUAACUGGAGCUAAAAUGGUACGUCAUAAAAGCUUCCAAUUCCGCGUGGCUGCCAACCGCCUGCUAUAUACGAUGUUUUCGCAAUAUUCUGCUUACAUGUCGGCGAUUGCGAAGCGUGAGGAAGCACGUGGAAAUGUGAACUCCUUACGUCGCUUUCGCUUGGAUAUAUUGAAUCAUAUUUUGGUGAAUUUUCCCACAGUCGAGGAGAUACUUUUCUCUUUGAACAUAUCUAUAAAAUCUCAGGAUGAUGAGACAGUCAAUGUGCUUGAGCAUUUGGAUAUAUCAUUGGAUUUAGUAUUGGUUAUAUGCAAGGAACACCGGUCGUUUGUGAACAAGACUAGCACCAUUUUAGAUUACUUGGAGCUGUUGCGUCCGCUCUAUGCUGGCGAUGAGUCGGAAGAUAUCGCCGCCGAGACAAGCAAUAUCAAAUUAGAGCUGAAGGCCAUCAAAACUAUAUUGCUGCUGUUGCCAAAGGCUCUGGAGCCGAAUCAAAAGCUUUUUAGCAGCGUUUUGAAAUCAUUCAUCAAGGCUUUCAUGUACGGUAGUAGCGAGGUAAGCGUUGAGGCGGGUGAUUUGCUGCGAAAAAUUUUCUUAAACACUGGACUUUUCGAUUCUGGCAUUUGGGAGGUCGAUUUGUGGUUGGAGGCAUUGCGUUUCUUCGAUGUAGUAACGGUGGAUGUUGUCACACAGGUUUUAGUCCAAGUGCUGCAGGUAACUAAAGUAGAUGUAGAGAUACCCAAAACAGCUGAAUCCAAACUAAACGAGGAAAAUUUGCAAAGACUUUUUGAGAACAUCGAAAAUGGUCUCUCCGUUCAAGCUUAUGUGGAAAGUAUUUCGAUUAGCAAGCUUAUGCCUCUCAUAUUCAAGGGUGUAGAGAUUAUUUCACCGCUGGACAAAUACUUAGAAACUGUCUGCCUAUUGCUCUAUCACUACUACCCAAACCCGGAACAAGUGCUACAACUGUACAAACAACAAUUCAAUGCACUUGAAAAAUAUAUGACAGACUGGCUAGUUGGCAGCGACAAGGAACCAUCGCUCACGUUCGCUAAACUGCCGUUAGGGUUAACCACCUUAGCACAACUGCAUGACGCGCUGGUGCAGGGUGAUGUAAGACUUGGAAAAAUGUUCGCCGCAGCAAAACCUGAGAAGCGACCACUUGAGUUGAUGCUACGCGGGGAGGCGGUCACGCUCAGCGCCGCAUUCAGGAGUAAGCGUUUGAUAAUGAUCUACGUACAGCAGGCGCUUUUCCUCGUGGCACAAUUGGUUGAAAAGCAGCGGUUUACGGCCAAGCAAGCCGAGGCGGCGGCCAACUUCCUGGGCGAUUGUAUCGAAGUAGUGCACGAGCAGGUGACAGUCGAGCAAACGGUGUCAACAAAGAUUGAAAAGGAUUACAAUUUCUUGGAUGACUUAUUCAAAUACAUUUUCAAUUUACGUUUGACGCGCAUACAAAGCACCGCGCUGUUUAGCGCAAACAGCGAUUCACAGCUGAGCUACCUCUUUUUCCUGCGUCUACUCACCGAACGCUGCAACGCACACUCUUACUUUGAAACGCAUGCUACGAAUUGUCGGCUGAAGGUUGUGAAAGCGAUCGCUAUCUCAAUGCUGGAGGUGGAACAGACAAAAGCGGCUAGUGAACAGUUGGCGGAUGCAGUACGCUUGGUGCACGCCUUGCAGUUGCGCGCCAGCGAAUGCACGGAAGUGCUUGAGUUACUGGUGACGCAACUGAAGUGCAACGAUUUUGUGCUCGCGGACACCCUGCAGAAGAGCAUCUAUUAUGAAUUCUUAGUGUGCGCGCUUCAACGUUUGGCCGCAUUACGUCGGCCGGUGGAAUGCGAAAAUUUCAUUCGAAAAUUUGUGAAGUUGUACUUGAAUUUUAUAAAUAGCUUUGGCAGCGAGAUGGCUUUUGAACAGCUGGAAGAGGCUCUACAUGGCUUUUUAUGCAUUGCGCAUCAGUAUAUACCACAGAUGGGCGUUAAUUUCUUUGGCGCUUUCUUCACUGAACGCCGCAUUGCCAAAUCGACCAUCAAGUUGGCUUGCCUGCUGUUUGAACGUGAUGAGCGGCUGGGCACUGAGUUCAAGCAGCUGUUACCGGAGAAUCUUAAUAAGAAAGAGCUUGCUUACCCGUUGCUGGAUAUAGCGUUCCGUAAACAAUUAAUGUUUGAGCCAGUGCUAUUGCACAACGUCUAUCAGUCGUUUAAGAGUGGCUUCAUGAAAACUAUCGAGAAGCCACAAAAAGCGGGUGUUAUCUACAAGGAGCAUGCGGGAGUUUCCAUUGCCUUGAUCGAACACUGCAUGCCGCGUUCGGAGUGCCUUGAUUUCUGCAAUAAAUCGUUCAAAUUUGAUGGCUUGGAGGUGUAUCAGCUGCGCGUAAUACAUGCGAUUUACAAGAAAGCGAUUGGUAGUGCUGAGGAAGCUACAAAUAACAGCGCGCAGCGUGCAACUAUAUUUGUGAAUUUCGUCAACUUGCUGGUACAGCUGCUGAGUAUUGAACUGAGAAAGCAGCUGCAGGAUGCCGAAAAGCUGGAGCAAAGCGCCUUCCUGCUAUACGAUUGGUGGCAGCAGGCGAACGCGGAGUGCGCCGCAGGGCAUGCUGUAAAGACACAGAAGGGGUCGGCGAAAAAGAAGAAGAGUGGGAGCACUGCCGAUGAGAGUAAUGAUUUUAUAACUACCGAGGCUACAACAGAUGACGCUGAAUUUGCACCCGACUUCUCGAAGCUGCUAAAGAAUCAACAAUGGCUAAAUUUCUGCAAGCUCUGCCUCAAGCUGGGCAUGCAAUAUGUCGCGGACGACGCUGCCGCUCCACAUCAGUCAGACGCCACAUACGCCUUAUUACUACAACUGCUCGCAUACCUUUGCCAGAAGCUCUAUGUCGACUACUCAGCGAAUACGGACGCUGAACCACCGCCAGCAGAGCCUGCUCAGCUAUUCGACAUGAUUUUCGGUCAUUCCAAGUUUUUCGACAUCGUUUUGUCGCAGCGGGAAACACAAGUUAAGACGCAAGUGCUCCACCUGCUCUAUACGCUUGCACUCAAGAAUCCCGAAGCGCUCAACGAAGCGCAAAUACCAAUUAUUUUAGGCGCCUAUCAAGCGAAACUAUCUGACGCCGAUCGCUACGCCUUGGCGUUGCUACAGCUCUACGAGAUUCACGACUGUGGCUUGCAGCAAUAUCGCCCGUUCAUUUGGGGCGAAAGCGCUAUAGCUUUCUAUUCGUUGCGCGUUGCGGAUGAGGAGCGUGCCAAGCUAACGUUGCAGGAGACGUCCAUUGCGCAAGUGAUGUCGCUCAUCGAUCGCCAGCUGUGCGAGUACACAAUCGACAAUUUUCCGAUAUGGCGGAAAUUGAAUAGCGCAGAGCAGCUACCCAUUGUGGAGUUCCGCGAUCCGGCUAUGAAAGCGCUGGAGUUUGGCAGCAAUGAGCUCGAAUGCCGCAUUGAGCGUGGUUGCACGCAAUUCGUAGAGGCUGAAUUGCGUUUGUGUCCAGUGCGGGCACGCAUCUACACGCAAUGCUAUGAUCCAGCUUUCUUUGUGCCGCUCAUGAAUAUGUGUUUUGCUCCCGAAGCUUAUUCGCACCCAGCAUCUCCAGUACAAAACGGGUUGUUGGCGUUAUCGUUUGCAGCGCUUUCGUCGCAAGAUCGUGACAUGCGCUUAGCUGCCGGGUGUGUGCAGUUGCGGUACCGCGCACAUUUCGAGGCGAACAAAUUCUUCGAGCGCCCGCUGUGGGUGCAGGCCUACGACAACAUACAGGCGGGACUCAACGAGCUGCGCGAAUCAUGGGUGAAGCAUAAGAAGAACAGCGGAACGCCACGUGUGCCGUACAUUUCAGGUCUAUUCGUCGCUAAAACCUUCAAUUUGACCACCGACCCCACGCACCUGCUCUACAAGCAGCUGACUAUGUAUUUGCGGUUGAAGAGCACUUUCAAUUUCCAGUGCGUGCCUGAGUUCAAUGUGCUCUUCUACUCACCCGAGAUAGAGCACCAAGCCUUCCGCCAGUUCAUUGUCGAGGUCAUACGCAAUGGCAUCAAAUCCGGCUCAGAUCUCUUUUUGCUCGUCACCACCAAUACCUUUAAAGUGCUGCAGGGUUUCUAUGGCAGCGCCAUGUCCACAUUGGAUAUGAAUUUACUCAUACUCUCCGUCUUCUCCACUUGCGCAAAAAUACCCGCCUCCUCGAAAGUAAUGAUCGAGCAUGUCGGUCUGCUGUCUUGGCUCAACUCGGUCAUAAGUACUAUAGAAUUCUAUCACUUUGAUGUCAUUGAGGGCCUCAUAAGCACGCUCAGCAAUCUAUGGUAUUCUGUGCGGGCAUUUGCCAGCGAGUUUCAUAAUUUUGCACACAUAAAACUCGAACUACAUCAGCUGGUUUUGCGUUUGUUACCACACCUGUCAGCACGUAUUUCGCCACACAACUUUGCGCGUCUCAUGAAUGUGCUACAAAAGACGACGAGCGGUCAGUAUCGUGCCAUGUCUGAGUCGCAGUUGGCGAACUUGAUUGAAUGCGCCGGCAAGCACUAUCCCACGCUAGUGCAGGACAUUGAGGGCAUUAUGGCGUUCGGUGGCGCUGGCGCGGCUGCGCAUGAGGACUACUGUCGUGGAUUACAUGCCGCGGGUGAGGAUGUGGACGCGUCCACCAUAAUGGCUCUGUCCAGCUUGCGUGCCUACACAAUCGAUUGGUGGCACAAUAGUCGUGCGCAGGAAGUAGUUGGUGGUGGAGGUAGUGAGUCCACGACUGCGGAUUUAAAUGUAACGGCGAGCGAGUAAAUGAGUACCAAACUUACUACGCUUAUUGUUUGCGCUCUUCAAUUGAAUAGCCUUGAAAUGGGUUUAGUAUUAAGUUUUCAUUUCAAUGUUUAAUUGUCGUAUUUUAUGUAGUUGCGAUUACUGCAAUCGAAAAUGUUUGAUGAAACCAUUGUAUAUUUUUAGGCUUUUAAAACGUCAAUAUAUACUAUCUAGUUGUUAUAUGCCACAUGUAUGUGUGUGUUAAAAAAUGCAUCAAGCCAAAGCAUCAGUUACUUUUAUUUCUAAACUAUUGUGGAUGGAAAUGUUCAAUAUGCCCAACCAUGGUUUAAUGCCUGAUUGGAACAUAAUUGCGAAAAUAAGGCAUCUCCUUCAAUUAUAGUUUAGAAGUAAAAGAUACUGAUGCAUUUGCUUGAUGCAUUUCUGAACGCACCCUGUCUUCAAUUAGCAAUUAUGCCGCUUUAUAUUUCAGAGAAAUUGGCUUUAAAAGAAAUUUUUUAAGUCGUUCAUGGGUGCAUGAUUUUAAGUAACUUUUUUUUUUAUCAAGGUGUUAAAAAGUUUCUAAACCAGGCAACUUUGUGAAAACAAAUAUGAUGCGUGCCAACACUUCUAAGCACGUUUCACAAACAAAUCAGCAGUGAGUUAACAAUUGCGGAAAAAUGCGAAAUUUAGAACAGCCACAGCAUGUAGAGGUGUGUUGAAUGAAAUAAAUACCAGAAAACCUCAUAGGUAUGUGAAUAUUAAAAUUAAAACAAGUAAUUUUUAGCA